UUUUAGUUAAUAUCUCUGUACGCUUAACGUUUCGCACUGCUUCUAGUAAGUAGUGAAAACAAACUUGUGUGCAAGAAUUUCAGUCACGUAAAUGUUCGUAAGACGAUAACCUGCGAGCGGAAAAAAUGCUGAAUUGGUAGCACAUUGAACGUAUCGAACAUUCCUAUGAUACGCCACGGCUUGGUCGCUGUGAUAGUACCGUUUACUUUCCGUGGAGAUUUUUAAAUGUCGCAAUAUCAUGAAGUCUGGAGAGUUCUGUAAAAGACGUCGUACACCCACUUCUAGAAUCAUUUUCAUCAUUUUACUUUUCUUUUCCCUUAAUUCCGAGUAUUUAAUGUUACUUUCUUCACUAUGCUGAUGCAAUUUGAUCUAUGGAUACGUAUCUGAGUAAACUCCGUGAAAGUUCCAUGACAACCCAAAAAUUUUAUUUAUGUUUCCGGUGUCUUUGAAAUUAAUCUCAUACGUAAGGAUUUCGUAAAAUAAUGUAGUCGGGCAGGUUUGUUUACAGUUAUGAAGCCCUCUUUAUAAUCAUAAAAUAUGUUAAAUUUAAUGGAAGAUGAGAGAAACAAACAAGUUUCUGAAGAUCAGAUGUAUCAGGCAGAAGCAUCUGAGAAACCUGUAGAAAGUGUAUAUAAACCCCGUUCAUUAAUAUUUGAAAGACAGCCUACUAGGUAUGCAUGGUUUGCUCUAGACUCCUCAGAUGACCUGAAAGAAAGAGAUGGCAUAUGGAAAAAGAUGAAGAAACAUAAUAAUAUUGCACAAAAUGUAUAUAGUACUAAAAGAUCAGCAAAUAUAACAUGUACUAAACAACAAACAAGAAAGAGGAGUAUUCAGAAAACAAGUGAGACUGUCGUGAGAUACAGAAACAAACGAAUACAUUUAAAAGAAGAGAACCUAGUCACAAAAGGUAACUCUGGACAGGAAAGUAAAUGUGAAGACAAAAAUGAAAUCAUGAAAGAUGAAGUGACAUCUUAUCAAGUUGCUAAGACAAUUACAGAAGAAAGCUUGAAGUUUGAAGACACUAUGGAGCACAGGAAGAGCCCUCCUUUCGCAGAAACACAAAAUUAUUUACAGCACAAUGACAUGACAAACACUAUAACAUCAGCAGAGCAGCAUUCUGAAGCUCAUGUAUUAGAAGUAAAAUCUUCUGACAGUAGCGAUAAACCUACUGAAACCAAACAUGACAUAGCAAAGCAGGAUGCAUUGAGACUGUGUGCCAGCCCUGAGCCAGCAGAUAUGAAGAAAUAUUUUAUGACUGUAGCAGAUACAAAUUCUUUUGAGACUUGUGAAAAAAUAGGUAGACCACAAUCUCAGUUUUUAGAAACCAACAAAGAAAAGGACCAAAAUCUCAUAAGCAAUGAUCCUAAUGAAAACAGAAUAUUUGGUAGAACAUCUGAUAAUCUAAGUUCUCUUAAAACAGAGGCUGUGAAAUUUUCAUUUGGUUCAAGUACGACAGACACUCCUUACAGAGAAGCAAUUGUUUUCAGUGCAAGGGACCGGCAGAGAAAUCAAAAUGAACCAGAUGUUUUAAAACAGAACACUUUAAAAAUGAGAAAACAUGAAGAAACUACAAAUAGAAAUAGAAAUAACAUCAACAAUUGUAAUGAUACAGUGCAAGCUAAAGGGGAAAAUGUUUUGUCAGCAGAAUAUCUAUCUCAGCAAGAAAAGGAUGAUAUUCAGGUUAAACAAAAUUCUGGUAAGGAAAUUUUCUCUCAAAGUACAAAUCCAUCGAGAGAAGAUAAAUAUGGUAUUCAAAGACAAACUGAUGGAACUGUUCAACCAAUGGUCGAAAAUGAACAAACAGAGGAGUCAGAAAAUCAAAAUGUCUAUAACAAGAAAGACAUGACAAUAUCGAGCCUCAAUGAAGAACCAAAUGCAGAAAGCACUGAAACAAUAUGUAAGACAUGUCUAGCAUUACAAGCAGCAGAAAAAUUUAACUAUAAAAGUUUUUCUGUAGUGAUAGACACUUUAACAGAAAUAAAUCAGAAACCCUCAGAAGGUGAUGUAAUUUAUAAUGAAAAACAAGAAGCUGUGAAAACUGAGUCUCAGAAAGUCAAUCAUGAGUCUGUAUGUGGAAAGCCUGAGCCACACUAUUUUACUGACACUCGAUGUGAGAUAAAUGAUGUCUCAGACAUUGAAAUUUGUGUAAGUUCAGCACGUAAGUUAGGUUUAGAUACAACACAAACAGAGCAGGUAUUAACUGAUGAUCCAAUUGUUUCUAGUUCUGCUUAUAAAAAUGUAGGUGUGGAACAUACAGAAACAAGCACUAUUCCAGUCACCUCACCACCCAAGCAAGAUUUAGUUGAGCCUAAAUCUUCUGUUUCAUCAGAGAAUUCCCAAGUUGUAGAAAAUGAUUCACAAGCAUCAGUAGAAUCACUGGGAACAGACCAACAAACAAAAGUCAAAAAGCACAAAUAUGGUUGGUUUACCAAAUUAUUUGCGAGGCUACACAAACGGAAGAUGAAAAAAGUGAUUGAAUGUGAUAUAGUUUCUACACCUUCAAAAAGCUGCUCAUGAAAUAUAGUGAAAAUGAGGAUGUUCUGGUGUUGAUAGGCAUGAAAUUUUAAGAUUGCAUGUAUUCUCACGCAAAAACUGAUACUUGAAACAAAGAAAAAUUUUCAAUUCAAAAA
Messenger RNA from Schistocerca gregaria, 2630 nucleotides. RefSeq lists its product as uncharacterized. The transcript has 4 exons. The record is from RefSeq and is a predicted model, not a curated record. Bases 538 to 2517 code for a protein of 659 amino acids. NCBI's taxonomy places the organism in Eukaryota, Metazoa, Arthropoda, Insecta, Orthoptera, Acrididae.